Alnus glutinosa is the source of this 1050-nucleotide messenger RNA. RefSeq names its product protein Ycf2-like. The record is from RefSeq and is a predicted model, not a curated record. The transcript has a single exon. NCBI's taxonomy places the organism in Eukaryota, Viridiplantae, Streptophyta, Magnoliopsida, Fagales, Betulaceae. The coding region runs from base 1 to 1050 and encodes 349 amino acids.
AUGUUGAAACAAUCACCUAGUAAAAAUCAGAGGACAAAAGGAUUCAAGGUGAAGCAUGCAAUACAAAUAUGUCUUUUACUUGCCAUUUGCAUCUGGUUGCUUUUCCAAGUCAAACCUUCCCAUGAAAAGAAGACAGCGUAUGAGGAGAGCUCCAAAAAGACACCUGAAAUCAUAAAAUCUGGGAGGAAGGACCUUCAUCCACGAGUAGAUGAAACAACUUUGGAAAUCGAAGGAAAAGAAGAAUUUGAAGAAGAUGUAGAAGAUGGUAAACCAGAAGAAGGUGAGGAUGAAGGAAGAGGCGAUGGAGAUAAUGAAAUAGAUGGACAUGAUCAAGAGAGAAUCGAAGAGGAAGAAUUUGAGGAAGCAGAGGAUGUAGUUGAUGAAGAAGAUAGGGAAAGGGAAGAGAGAAGUGAAGAAAUAGAUGGUGAAGGGAAAGAAACUCAAAUUGAUGAUAUGAGCUUUUCUGAAGAUCAAGCCCAAACUGAAGGUGAAAGAAAUACCCUUGAGGUAAGGAACGAACAUUACCAAAGUGAUAAUGCCUCCAGUGGUGUGGUUCAGAACACUCAAACUAUGAGCACUGAAUUUGAAAUUGGAGUUUUGAGAAAAGUGAAAGAGCAACAAGUAGAGAAUGCAGAAAAGAUUGAAGUAGAGUCGAAAAAUGAACUGAAUAUCACGCUACAAACUAUGGUUAAUGUAAAAGACUUAGACCCUGAGUUGAGUAAUAGUGUGAGAGUAGAAAAUGGUGCUUUUCACGAUGAUGUUCAUGGUGAAGAAAAAGGUUCUGUAUUUGGUUUUGGUGAGCAGGCAAAUAUCAAACAAAAAGGGCACAGUGAUUCACCAUUGAUUUUGAUGGAAACCCAUGGAUCUUCGAAUGGAAUGGAUACAUUGCCAAAGUUGACUCAAGUCAUUGAUAUAACCUCUAAUGGAAGGCAAUUAUUCUUGCAAGUUGUUUCAGAGGAGCAAAAUAAAAGCCCCAAGGCUGAAAAUCAGCAAAUGGAUGUCAAUUUUAGUCUUUCCAAUAAGGAAAUGGCAGCAUUAAGCGGUUCUUAG